AUAAAGUGUCACCCCCCCUCCCAUCCAUCCUUUAUAUACGCACGAUGGUUUCACACACUCCCAUAUGCAAAAUCACUCGUUUUCUCAAAAAAAGGGCAAAAUACAGAAAAUACCCACUUGAGAACCUCGACUGUUAGUCAUUUUUUUUGUCCUCCCGCUUGUUUCUUCAACAUUUUUUUGGGGAUAAUUUGUAUUUUUUUUUUCUUGAAAUUUGUGAUUUUUGUUUGUGUGUGUGUGGGAUUAAUUAAUGGGAAAUUGCAUGGAGAGAUGGAAGGAAGGAGGAGGGGAAAGAAGAGAAAGGGAGAGAGGGCCAUUUAAAGUUGAUGGUGGUGGUGGUGGGAUGAAGGUAAAGAUAGUUCUUACAAGACAUGAGCUGGAGAUGUUUUUGCUUCAGUACGAUGGUAAGCUGAUGAUGUCCAAUGACGUCAUCGGAGAGCUUGAGAAGAAGAUCAAACCAUCAUCAUCAAUGCGGCCAUCAUCCAUGCCAUGGAAACCUUCGCUAGAUAGCAUUGUAGAAUGUCCUGAAAUCCAAGAGAUGGAUAGAUAAUAACAUGACUGUGAUCUUAUCAGUCAACCUAACCCUUUUAGCUUUUUUUUUUCUAUCCCUUUUUCUUUUUGUUAAAGGCCAUUGGGAGAGCUAAUUCUACUUGUCUGCCUCACGAAAGCUUCCAUAAUUAAUUUUCAGUCUAAAUUAAUUUUUUUUAG
Messenger RNA from Tarenaya hassleriana, 705 nucleotides. RefSeq lists its product as uncharacterized. The transcript has a single exon. The coding region runs from base 248 to 547 and encodes 99 amino acids. The record is from RefSeq and is a predicted model, not a curated record. Lineage: Eukaryota; Viridiplantae; Streptophyta; Magnoliopsida; Brassicales; Cleomaceae.